Tarenaya hassleriana is the source of this 1744-nucleotide messenger RNA. RefSeq lists its product as uncharacterized. The transcript is spliced from 2 exons. The coding region runs from base 716 to 1714 and encodes 332 amino acids. The record is from RefSeq and is a predicted model, not a curated record. Lineage: Eukaryota; Viridiplantae; Streptophyta; Magnoliopsida; Brassicales; Cleomaceae.
UUUGUCAUUAUUAAAUUUCCAACAACAAAAAAAGGAACUACAGGAAGAAAAUUCAGAAGGGACGUCUCUUCACAUGGUGGAAUGAAACACAGCAGACAAGAAGAAUUCACAGCUCUGUGCUCUUUUGCUGUUUUGUCUCUUCCAUUCUGUCCUGCAAAUUUUGAUCGGAGAAAUCAUUUUCUUCAACCCCUGUUUGUUUCCCGGGAAAAUCCUAUGUUUCCUCGGAAAAAAACUCCGUUUAAUUUCGGAUAUUGCCUGACAUAUUUGUGUUCUUCCAAAUUGUGUUUAAUCUCCCAAGGAAGAUUCCAUUGCUUGUUUCCCUUUAGAAAAACUUUCCUUUUGUAAAUGUCCUGUUUCUUCUUUUUUUUUUUUCUGAGCAUCUCUCUUUAGUCACACGUAUAGCAUAAAAAUCAAAACCCCUAAUUCGUUUUCCUUCGAAAAUUUAAUCCCCUUUUCUCAUUUCCAUUUCAUCUGUAAAAGUUUCAUCCUUGUCUGUUCUUUCUCUCACGUUCACCCCGUUUGUUUCCCGGGAAAAUCAUUACCAUCUGCAAGAAAAACUCAUAUUUUCCCCGGGAAAAUCUCCCGUUUUCUCCAUAAAGUUUCCUCCUUGAUUGUUCUUUCUAUCGCGUUCACCCUGUUUGUUUCCCGGGAAACACAGCCCUUCUGCAUAGAAAAUCUCUUUUUUUUUUCUCGGGAAAAUUCCAGUUUUCAAACCAUGAGGAGUCUUGCGGCAUGUUACAGCGAACACGCCAUUAAAGUAUCGGAUUCAUACUGUUCUGGUCCUUCAAAUCAUUCGUACCUUUCUCCAACCUUACCUCCUUCGAUUCCAGAAUCAGUAACAACAACAUACAAAUCAUAUCUUCCUUCUUCCGACAAAAACAUCUCGUUCUCUCUCACAUGGUCGGAAAAUCUCGCCGUCGUCAUCUCAUCAUCUCCGAAUUCGAAAUCAUACUCUGUAAUCCUCAGAAAACCAAAAGGGUACAAAAAGCUAACACCUUUCGACGCAUUAAACAUCGAAAUAACGUGGGAUCUGUCGCGGGCGAAGUACGAGAACGGACCCGAACCAAUCGGAGGUUUCUCUGUCACCGUCACAGUGAAUUCCGAAACUGCCCUCCAAAUCGGCGACCAAGAAGAAAGUCUCCGACAUGACUCGAGAACAACAACAAGCCCGUCUUGGCGGGUUUCAAGAACUGAGAGAUUCGCAGGGAUUUGUUGGAUCUCGACGAAGGCUCAAUUCUCCGACACCGGAAACCCCCACGAGAUUCUGAUACAAUGCGGCGGCUACGGCGGCCCCGGUGCCGGUAGAGGAGGAGAUGAAGGGUAUUUUUGGAAAUUAAAGAGUCCUGAGACGAUGUCGGUUUGUGUGGACCAGAGGAGGGUGUUCCAUGUGAAGAAGCUGAGAUGGAAUUUCAGAGGGAAUCAGACAAUUUUCUUGGACGGAUUGUUGAUCGACAUGAUGUGGGAUCUUCACGACUGGUUCUUCAGGGAGACGACGUCGUUUCAGAGCGGUUCUUGGAAAACGACGUCGUCUUCGUCGUCUUCAACGUCGUCUUCUUCUUCCCCUGCUUGCGCUGUGUUCAUGUUCAGGACGAGGAGUGGGUUUGAUUCCAGACUGUGGCUUGAAGAAGAAGAGGAAGAGAAAAGGAAGAAGAUGAAUACUAAUAAUAAUUAUUAUAAUAAGAAUGGGUUUUCUUUGUUGAUUUGUGCUUGUUAAAAACCCAGAUUGAUCAAAAAUCUUUUAAUU